This is a messenger RNA of Trematosphaeria pertusa, 615 nucleotides long. RefSeq names its product Nitroreductase. Lineage: Eukaryota; Fungi; Ascomycota; Dothideomycetes; Pleosporales; Trematosphaeriaceae. The coding region runs from base 1 to 615 and encodes 204 amino acids. The transcript is spliced from 2 exons. The record is from RefSeq and is a predicted model, not a curated record. Gene Ontology annotation, biological process: cellular response to oxidative stress.
AUGGCGUCCCAGAAGCCCUUCCUCCAGGCCGUCAAGGAGCGCCGCACCUACUACCAGCUCAACAAGGAGGCUCCCAUCUCCGACGCCGCCAUCACCGACAUCGUCAAGCAGGCCGUCACGCACGUGCCCUCGUCCUUCAACUCGCAGUCGGCCCGCCUCGUCGUGCUGCUCAACAAGGAGCACGACACCUUCUGGGACAUGGUGCUCGAGGUGCUGAAGCCCAUGGUGCCCGCGGAGCAGUUCCCGCAGACGGAGCAGCGCGUCGGCGGCUUCAGGAAGGCGUAUGGAACGAUCCUCUUCUUCGAAGACCCGGCCCCCGUCGAAGCCCUGCGCAAAGCGUUCCCCAUCUACGCGCACCACUUCGGCGACUGGAGCGAGCACACAUCCGCCAUGCACCAGUUCGCGCUGUGGGUCGCGCUGGAGGCCGAGGGCUUCGGCGCCAACCUGCAGCACUAUAACCCGCUCGUCGACCAGAAGGCCCAGGAGCAUUGGGGCGUCCCGCUCGAGUGGAAGCUCAGGGCGCAGCUGGUGUUUGGGGGGCGCGCGGGCGAGCCCGGGGAGAAGGAGGUCAAGCCGCUGGAGGAGAGGGUGUUUGUGCAUGGGGCGAAGGAGUAG